This is a messenger RNA of Durusdinium trenchii, 1564 nucleotides long. Lineage: Eukaryota; Dinophyceae; Suessiales; Symbiodiniaceae. The record is from the annotation of a GenBank genome assembly.
GAAAGCCGGGUAAAAACCAAAGGCGAAAAAAACGACAUGGUUCAUAAUGUGUGCUUCUAAUAACGAGGGCAUCGCUACUAGGAACAAGUGCAUCGCUUCUAGUAACAAGUGCCUUACUCCUAGUAACAAAAAGAAAACUAAAAUUUUACACGGCCAAACGGAAGAACCAAAGCAGACCUUUUUAGAACGGGCAGGGUCUGCCUCGCUGGCACAUCAGACGGAGGAGGUGGACGGGAGCCACGUGCACAAGAAGGGCUAGAGAUGCUGCAAAAGACCUGUUGAAGUCCCUCUACUCUACUCCCCAAAACAAUGAGCAAGUAGCCGUACUACUGGGGCGCAAGUCCCUCUCAAAACGAGGAGAACACAAGAAGCUCAGUCGAACGAGUCCUGUAGGUUCGCUUCGCGCUUCGCCCGAAGAUCUCGACCUGGCUUGGCACGGUCAGAUAUUGAGGCCUAACUGAACGUCGCAAGCGGUAAGGGAUCUGUUACCUGGGGGGGUCGAGGAAGGCGCCUUGUGCCUUGCUCAAUGUGCUGCUUGCUAGCAGGGAUGAAGACGGCUUUCGUUCCAGCAUCCAUGUUUUGAAGUCUCCUCCCUUGGAUUUGAUACGGAUUAUUGAACAACAUGCCAGGACAGCUUUGUCACCAAAAGCAGAUUCCUUUGCUUUUGGGGAGAAAGCUGUCCCGGGCGUGACUGGUGUCUCUUUGCAGAGUUUGCCACUAGACCUUUAAAAAUGCAUGAUUGAAGGGCGCGACUGUGACUUUGGGCACAAUGACUUGAAGACCAACCAGUUGGGUCAUGUCUCAAGGAAGAAGGUGAGCCAGACGAAAAGUCUGUACGCAGCUUUGAGACACGUGUUCAAUCAUGUUGCUUGAACCCAGCCGGAUCGAAAAGACUGAAUCCUCAGCACACCUGGAAGGCUCAAACACAUAAUCUAGGUUGUGCAUUUGCUGCAUUUUCCACAUGCUGCCUGUGUAUAUGGGGGACCAUGGUCCACCGUACCAACAUAUGAUGCAACUAGUGGCACCUGCCAUGAAUGAUGCCUCACCCGUCAACCAAACUUUGACAGCUGUGACAGCUGUCUCCACACAAGCUAAGGAGGAAGAAGUUGAGCCUGACGACGAGUCGGUUGCCGAGGACAAGAAAAUGGAAUAUGUCUAUUGCGGCAUCGACUGGAAGCCGUGUCUUCCAACGGUGGCGGGAGCAAUCUGUGUGUUUCUCAUUCUACACGACCUUGGGUGUCUUGUUUUUCAUCACUCUGGGCUGCGUGAUGUACUGUAUCCAUGCCGAACGUCAGUUGCAGACGCGCAAUGGCCACGACAUCGAAAUUCAUCGAAGAGGGCUUGCCGCAACGUGCCUACAAGUCGUUUCUGUAUUACCGUCCAAUUCGCCGCUAUGACCAUUACUGCAAAUGGGUGAACAACGUCAUCGGCCUGCUGAACCACCGGGAGUUCAUCCUGAUGGUUGGUGGUGUGAUCGCCACAGCGCUGCUCGGCGUUCUCAUGGAUCUUUGGGUUGCCAUUUUGGCCGAGGAGGGAUCAGUGGGCGCCGAAGUAGCCGUUGCGU